Messenger RNA from Lotus japonicus, 1212 nucleotides. RefSeq lists its product as uncharacterized. The transcript has a single exon. Lineage: Eukaryota; Viridiplantae; Streptophyta; Magnoliopsida; Fabales; Fabaceae. The coding region runs from base 605 to 979 and encodes 124 amino acids. The record is from RefSeq and is a predicted model, not a curated record.
UCUUUUUCACAAAUGGUGGCUAAGAUGCCUAUUUAUUUAAUUUUGUAAGUAGUCUUUCGUACCUACCUUUUUUCCAAACAUGAAUUUUUUACUUGACCUAUUUGGGAAGUUCACUAGUGACUUCUGAAUGCAAGUGCCAUUUUUGUAAGUCUGUAAGGCUAUCCCUAUUUCAACUUAAUUCAUACUAAUUGGAGGAUAAAUUAUCUGGUUUUCUGAUCAGUUUUGUUAGAAAUUGUUGUAAUUAUCAAUAGGAGGAUGCAUGUUUGAUUCAUGUCUCAGGAUUGAGUCUGGUGUAUGAAAAAACUCACCUAGGAGAGCUAGCCCACUGGGAUGUAGAUGUUACUGACUCAAAGAAGGUUACCUCCAAUAUGGGGAUACUUGUAUUAGACAAAAAAUUAUUGCAAUUGAAGAAUCUAUAAAAUUAGCACUAGCACCUAAUGUGGAAUUUCUGUGUGAUGUGGUGCUAUAAAGAGCCUGACAACUAGUUGAUGUUAAAUAUUAUCUGAAUAAUUUUUUUUUUUGCUUUGUAGUUGCACAGCCAGAUUCUGGACAUAACAGUGGCAGAGGAAGGGGUCGUUGUGGAAGUAGAGCAGUAGAUCAAGAGAUGACUUCACAUGUCAAGUUUGAAGAUGAUUCUGACAUGUUGGAGGAAAAUGACAAGCACACUCAAAGCAAUGAAAGCCCAGAAAAUGUGUCAAAACCUGAAGAAGUUAAGCUGAGUUCUCCAGUUAGGAAACUGGCUGAAGUGGACGUUCGAAAUUUUGACUCAAAUAUGAACCCGGAUGAGAACAUGGAUUUGUUAUCCACACCAAGUCCUGUGUCGACUAGUUCAUCUGCAAAAUCAGUGCCAGAAGAGAAGCAAGAGGAACCACCUGGAUGUUCCUUGUCUGAUGUGGAAAAAAUGACCAUUGAUCCCAUACAACUGGCUAACUUGAAUAGAAGGAUUCAUGAAGAUGUGGAAGAUUAUGAUGAAGUCUAGUUAAACCUGUGUUAGUUCAAUUAGAGUAGAGUUUUUUACUAGUGUUACUCAGAUGCACAUUGGUUAGGAAGAUCAGGAGUCAUUGGAUACUCUCCUUAAUUUAACAACUUUAGGUUAGAAUAUUUGAUCCAUUUAGAAAUAACCAUGGAAUGGUAUUGUAAAUUUGGAAAUUAUAAAUACUCAAUAUCAAGUGCAUGGUUGAAGAUAACUUUUUUGUCUAGCGGUCAAUGACA